AUGUCCUCCUUUUACCCCCGCUUGCUGCCCCGUAGUGUACCAGAGCAUUCUAUCCUCACCCUCCCCUAUCCCCCCAUCUCCCCAACAAACUACAUACUAUACUACACCGCCCCUCCGCACUCAACCUUCGCCACACCCCCUCCACCCCCGAAACAACCCCUCCCCCCUCCCCCCUUCUUUACACUUUCUCCCCUCCACACAAAACAAUGGACCCACCCCACCAACUUACCUAAUAGGCGCUACACCUGCACACUCUAUGCGCUUGAAUUAGCUGGCAGGAUGAGGGCAAAGCGAAGAUGA
Plenodomus lingam JN3 is the source of this 300-nucleotide messenger RNA. RefSeq lists its product as uncharacterized. The record is from RefSeq and is a predicted model, not a curated record. Lineage: Eukaryota; Fungi; Ascomycota; Dothideomycetes; Pleosporales; Leptosphaeriaceae.